AUGUCCCCUCAUUACUAUCAGGCAUAUAUGCAGGCCAUGCAGCCCGCGAUAAAUGCACAAGGAUAUACCUUAUCUUCGACUUACAUGCCUCAACACACCACUGGUGGAAAUACUCUGCGAAAUGCAUCUCGUGAAAUUAGCAAUAAUGUCCCCGCGCGGAUUAACGAUAGAAGGCCAAACUCCACCAGUGGCCAAAUGCAUGGUAGUUGGUACCAGCCUGGGAGCUGUCGCUGUACUCGUCAAGGUUGUGUGUUUACAGGCUCUAAGAAAUCAGUUGAGACACAUAUGAUGGACCGCCACUUUAUCUUCCCCCCUGGAUGGUCGAAAAAAGACGAAUGGGAUACCGAUCCAAGCCUAAAAGGCAAACCUAUUGCGAUUCAGGGAACAUCUUUAAUCCUCGACUCUCAAGAAGCGAUCGAUGGUUGGAUAGCAGAGCGCAAGAACCGGUUUCCUACUACACAGAAGGUCGAAGACAAGAAGAGGAAGCUGGAGGAGGCCGUCGCGAGAGGCCAGCUGACACCUGAAGACAUUGGUUUACAAGGCAGAAGGAAGCGAAGACAUGACGAUUCAUCAUUUCGGGGUCAGCAACCAAGGGGUCGAGGGAGGGGUAGAGGAAUGGGUCAUGGUAGUCACACUAGUUUCACCAUCUCAAGGAUUCAAGAUACAUCAUCACCGAUGAAACGUCAGCCAGCACCUCUUCCCCCAUCAAUUCCUAUGGAGCAACAGGAUAGAUGUGAUUCAGACUCAAGUUCGGAUGAUGGCGCUCCCGAAGUCGUGUCUUCUAAGCUACCUCCGGCUGCAGAGGUAGCCGUGGUUUCAACACCACAGCUAAAGCAAGAACUGCAACCACAAGCACCACCCAAACCCAUAAAAAAGCCACCUCAGCUUCAACCCAAGCCCCCGCCGCGAAAUCCAUUCGCAUCACGACCUACCUUACUCCGGAGUUUGCUUCUUCCUGAGAUUCGCAUCACAGUAUCAAACCUGUCUCAAGCGAUUCGAUUUUUGGUUGACAAUGACUUUCUGCGAGGAGUAGAAAUGAAGCCAGGCGAGGCGCAACAAACAAUGAUUGAAGUAGUGGGAAGCACUGGACCCCAACUUCCUCUCUCGAAUGAAGUUCCAGGUGACUGCAGUAGAAUAAGUAAUAUUAUUGACCAAAACGCAGAAAACGAGUAA
Suillus bovinus is the source of this 1173-nucleotide messenger RNA. RefSeq lists its product as uncharacterized. Bases 1 to 1173 code for a protein of 390 amino acids. The record is from RefSeq and is a predicted model, not a curated record. The transcript has 3 exons. Gene Ontology annotation, cellular component: nucleus. Gene Ontology annotation, biological process: box C/D snoRNP assembly. NCBI's taxonomy places the organism in Eukaryota, Fungi, Basidiomycota, Agaricomycetes, Boletales, Suillaceae. Gene Ontology annotation, molecular function: RNA binding.